GCGUAGCGCGCACCCAGCCGGCCCCGCCGCGCCCGCUGCCCUCGCCGCCGCCGUCCCCUCAGGCGCCUGCCGCGGCCGGUAAGUCCCUGCUAGCGGAGACGCGGCGGUCCCCGAGUCAACUUUCAGUCCCCUCUUUGCUUCGGCCUCGCCGUUCUCUUCUCUGCGAAAGAUGGCUGUUUGGAGAAGGGGGAGAAGUUAGGGGGUCGCCGGCGUGGGGCGAAGGAGGGCGCAACAGCCUCAGCGGGAGCGGGCGGAGGUUUCCCCUCUCCCAACCCCUCGUGGACCGACAUUGCCAGCUGAAGGAAAGCUGUGAACCCGCAUCUCAGCCCAUCAGUCCUCUGGAUUCCCAUGAUGAGCUCGCCAGUACAGCCAGAUGGGGUGGCGGGACGCGAGCAGCUCUUGGCUCAGCAGAGAAUGCACAGUAUGAUCAGCUCAGUGGAUGUGAAGUCAGAGGUUCCCGUGGGCCUGGAGCCCAUCUCACCUUUAGACCUAAGGACAGACCUCAGGAUGAUGAUGCCAGUGGUGGACCCUGUUGUCCGUGAGAAGCAGCUGCAGCAGGAGUUACUCCUUAUCCAGCAACAGCAGCAAAUCCAGAAGCAGCUCCUGAUCGCAGAGUUUCAGAAACAGCAUGAGAACUUGACACGACAGCACCAGGCUCAGCUGCAGGAGCACAUCAAGUUGCAACAGGAACUUCUAGCCAUAAAACAGCAGCAAGAACUCCUAGAAAAGGAGCAGAAACUGGAGCAACAGAGGCAAGAACAGGAAGUAGAGAGGCAUCGCAGAGAACAGCAGCUUCCUCCUCUCAGAGGCAAAGAUAGAGGACGAGAAAGGGCAGUGGCAAGUACAGAAGUAAAGCAGAAGCUUCAAGAAUUCCUGUUGAGUAAAUCAGCAACAAAAGACACUCCAACUAAUGGAAAAAAUCAUUCCGUGAGCCGCCAUCCCAAGCUCUGGUACACGGCUGCCCACCACACGUCAUUGGAUCAAAGCUCUCCACCCCUGAGUGGAACGUCUCCAUCUUACAAAUACACAUUACCAGGAGCACAAGAUGCAAAAGAUGAUUUCCCCCUUCGAAAAACUGCCUCUGAGCCCAACUUGAAGGUGCGGUCCAGGUUAAAACAGAAAGUGGCAGAGAGGAGAAGCAGCCCCUUACUCAGGCGGAAGGAUGGAAAUGUUGUCACUUCAUUCAAGAAGCGAAUGUUUGAGGUGACAGAAUCCUCAGUCAGUAGCAGUUCGCCUGGGUCUGGUCCCAGUUCACCAAACAACGGGCCAACUGGAAAUGUUACUGAAAAUGAGACUCCCGUUUUGCCACCUACUCCUCAUGCUGAGCAGAAAAUGGUUUCCCAGCAACGCAUUCUAAUUCACGAAGAUUCCAUGAACCUGCUAAGUCUUUAUACCUCUCCCUCUUUGCCCAACAUUACCUUGGGACUUCCAGCAGUGCCAGCCCAGCUCAAUCCUUCAAAUUCACUCAAAGAAAAACAGAAGUGUGAGACGCAGACACUCAGGCCAGGCGUCCCUCUGCCCGGGCAGUACGGGGGCAGCAUCGCAUCAUCUUCCAGCCAUCCCCAUGUCACUUUGGAGGGAAAGCCCAACAGCAGCCACCAAGCUCUCCUGCAGCAUUUAUUACUGAAGGAACAAAUGCGACAGCAGAAGCUCCUUGUGGCUGGUGGAGUUCCCUUACAUCCUCAGUCUCCCUUGGCAACAAAAGAGAGAAUUUCACCUGGCAUUAGAGGUACCCACAAAUUACCCCGUCACAGACCCCUGAAUCGAACCCAGUCUGCACCUUUGCCUCAGAGCACGUUGGCUCAGCUGGUCAUUCAGCAGCAACACCAGCAAUUCCUGGAGAAGCAGAAGCAAUACCAGCAGCAGAUCCAUAUGAACAAACUGCUUUCGAAAUCUAUUGAACAACUGAAGCAACCAGGCAGUCAUCUCGAGGAAGCGGAGGAAGAGCUUCAGGGGGACCAGGCGAUGCAGGAAGACAGAGCACCCUCUAGUGGCAACAGCACUAGGAGUGACAGCAGUGCUUGUGUGGAUGACACACUGGGACAAGCUGGGGCUGUGAAGGUCAAGGAAGAACCGGUGGACAGUGAUGAAGAUGCUCAGAUCCAGGAAAUGGAAUCUGGGGAGCAGGCUGCUUUUAUGCAACAGCCCUUCCUGGAGCCCCAGCACACACGUGCACUCUCGGUGCACCAAGCUCAGCUGGCUGCGAUUGGCAUGGACGGAUUAGAGAAACAUCGCCUUAUCUCCAGGACUCAUUCCUCUCCCACUGCCUCCAUUGUACCUCACCCAGCAAUGGACCGCCCCCUCCUGCCUGGCUCUGCAACUGGAAUUGCCUACGAUCCUCUGAUGCUGAAACACCAGUGCAUUUGUGGCAAUUCCACCACCCACCCUGAGCAUGCUGGACGAAUACAGAGCAUCUGGUCACGGCUGCAAGAAACUGGGCUGCUGAAUAAAUGUGAGCGAAUUCAAGGUCGAAAAGCCAGCCUGGAGGAAAUACAGCUUGUUCAUUCUGAACAUCACUCACUAUUAUAUGGCACCAACCCCCUGGACGGACAGAAGCUGGACCCCAGGACACUUCUAGGUGACUCCUCUCAAAAGUUUUUUUCUUCAUUACCUUGUGGUGGACUUGGGGUGGACAGUGACACCAUUUGGAAUGAGCUGCACUCGUCCGGUGCUGCACGCAUGGCUGUUGGCUGUGUCAUCGAGCUGGCUUCCAAAGUGGCCUCAGGAGAGCUGAAGAAUGGGUUUGCUGUUGUGAGGCCCCCAGGGCAUCAUGCUGAAGAAUCCACAGCCAUGGGGUUCUGCUUUUUUAAUUCAGUUGCAAUUACCGCCAAAUACUUGAGAGACCAACUAAAUAUAAGCAAGAUAUUGAUUGUAGAUCUGGAUGUUCACCAUGGAAAUGGUACACAGCAGGCCUUUUAUGCUGACCCCAGCAUCCUGUAUAUUUCACUCCAUCGCUAUGAUGAAGGGAACUUUUUCCCUGGCAGUGGAGCCCCAAAUGAGGUUGGAACAGGCCUUGGAGAAGGAUACAAUAUAAAUAUUGCCUGGACAGGUGGCCUUGAUCCCCCCAUGGGAGAUGUUGAGUACCUUGAAGCAUUCAGGACUGUCGUGAAGCCUGUGGCCCAAGAGUUUGAUCCAGAUAUGGUCCUGGUUUCUGCUGGAUUUGACGCAUUAGAAGGCCACGCCCCUCCUCUGGGAGGCUACAAAGUGACAGCAAAAUGCUUUGGUCAUUUGACGAAGCAGUUGAUGACACUGGCUGAUGGACAUGUGGUGUUGGCUCUAGAAGGAGGACAUGAUCUCACAGCCAUCUGCGAUGCCUCAGAAGCCUGUGUAAAUGCCCUUCUAGGAAAUGAGUUGGAGCCGCUCACAGACGAUGUUCUCCACCAGACUCCGAAUACGAAUGCUGUUAUUUCCUUACAGAAGAUCAUUGAAAUUCAAAGCAAGUACUGGAAGUCGAUGAGGACGGUGGCUGUGCCAAGAGGCUGUGCUCUGGUCGGGGCUCAGUUGCAAGAGGAGACAGAGACCGUUUCUGCCCUGGCCUCCCUGACAGUGGAUGUGGAACAGCCCUUUGCUAGAGAAGACGGCAGAACUGCUGGUGAGCCUAUGGAAGAGGAGCCAGCCUUGUGAAGUGCCAAGUCCCCCCCCAGCCGCCCCACCCCCGAUAUUUCCUGUAUGUGACAUCAUUGUGUAUCCCCUACCCUACCCCCCCAGCACCCUCAGACAUGUCUUGUCUGCUGCCUGGGUGGCACAGAUUCGAUGGAACAUAAACACUGGGCACAAAAUUCUGAACAGCAGCUUCACUUGUUCUUUGGAUGGACUUGAAAGGGCAUUAAAGAUUCCUUAAAAGUAACCGCUGUGAUUCUAAAGUUACAGUAAACCACGAUUGGAAGAAACUGCUUCCAGCGUGCUUUUAAUAUGCUGGGUGACCCACUCUCUGUCCCAACGUAUGAACUAGAAACACCCAAUACAGCCAUUAGAUACUGUUAAUUACAGAUGCUAUGACAGCCAGCAAAAUUGGGGGCAAAACCUGAGAAAUACUCAUUCCUGACAUUCUGAUCAGUUUUUUUUAAUUGGAUAAUUUUUAGUCAAACAGUCUUAAAUUGUUUACAGGAUUUGCUUUCAGCGAUGAACAGAUAGCAAUUCCCGACAGAUCACAGGGGUUUUUUGUUUUGUUUUGUUUCGUUUUUUGGCCUUUGUUUUAACACAGGGUUCAACUCCUGCUAGUAAAAAUUCAAAAUGGAGGAACCGGGCUGAGGCUUUGUAAUAAACUAUGCUGUAUCUCAAAGUCCAAUGCCAGAGGAGCCUCACACACUGUAUACAAUGGUGCAGUAUUUUAUGUCACUUUUUUUGAGGAAAGCUACCCUAUUUCCCUAGCACCCCUCCGUGUUCUCACACCCAGGAGAUGUGCACUGGAUUCACCCCCUCUCACACAGCCCUCGCUCUGAUGACAGUAGCUCUGAGCGUAUGAUCCACAGAGGAUUUUCUGUGUCUGUCUUUGAAAAGUGCGUAACUUUUCAAAGGCGAUCUUAAUUUGCUCCACAUCUAUCAGGAACUUAUUCUCUUACUUCUAUUUUUCUGCCUUCCAUCACUUCCUUUCUUCUUGCUUUUCAUCCUUCCUUCCUAUUUGAAAAAAAAAAAAAAGGAUUAUCCAUAAUCUCCCCAAUUACUCAGGAGCUUUGAGUAUUUCUUUACUUUCCAGGUUAACACAGUUGCUUAGUCUGAUGUGUUCUUUGGUUGUGAAACCACUGAGGUGAAUAUGACUUACGCAGUGUCGCUGAAUUUUUAGAUCUUUGAAAUGUGUUAAUGAAGGCAUUGCCUAUUUGAAGUCACCCUGAAUUGAGUUAACCUUGAAGUUGUGCCUUCAUGUGAAAAAAGCAACAAGAACUUAACCUCUACACAUGUUGCCUUAGGGUCAAAGGCUAAAAAUAAAGGACAUUUCUGAGAUUAAAAGCAACUUACUAAAUAUAAGUAGGUUAUCCCCCCACCUCCCAAAAUUCUAUUUCAGUGCAUAACUCAAACACCUAAAGACACUGGUGUAUAAUACCUCGCAGUAUUUAAUAUCUGACAAUGCUUUCAAAGAGUCGAUGUUUCUUUUCAUAUAUUUUCCUAACUCAAAGGAUAUAUUAAAGCCAUAAGUGAAGAUUGUCAUGCUUUUAUUCAGAAAUCUGAAAGAAACCUUAAUUAAAACAAGGUUUUAGGGAAGGCCAUGAUAUGAAAGAUACGGAACAAUAUGGUUUUAGUUAAAGAGGACUCUAACCUGUAAAUCAAAGAUGAAAGAUUUCACUCAAGUAGAAUUAUAUAACUCCCUUUUGUUAUACAGUCAGACCAUAUUUUUCAUGCAUUUGGUUUUUUUAGGAUUACCAUUUUAAUUUUAAAGACUUUUAUUACAUACACAAAAAUGGCUCAAUACUUGGUUUAACAUCUUAGAAAUUUGAGACACCCUUUGAAAUGGCAAAUCUAAAAUGGAAUGUAACUCAGUAUUAGUUAAAAAUUACUUUCAUUGCGUAAGAGUAAGGUCAAUCUAGAUUCACAAUAGUAAUGAUUUUUUUUCAUGAUACUUUUAGAGAAAUUCAUGCCAAUCAUAUUUGCUAACUCUUGCUGUUUUUACUGUAAUUGCUUGAGAAGACUUACUUAAAACCAAAGGCUUAAAAAAAAAGACACCCCCCCUCUUAAAAAGGAAAGUUAUACCAUAUUGUAAUUGGAAACAGAAUUGUGACUUUUAAAAAUCAACUUCAUAAUUACAAAUCUCUAUUAUUACUUUUAGUCCUCCCAGAUAUUUUUUAGAUUUUGAAUAAGAAAAUGAAACAAUAUAAUGCAAAGGUACUAAUUUACUGGUUUCCUACAGUAAUUUUGCUGCAUUCUUAUGCACAGCUAUCAGUCUGAUAAAGCCAAGUCACUAGGACAUCUCCAUGGUUAUUUAGAUUUAAAACAUGACACAUUAAUGAGUUAAUCACACAUUCUUCCAUGUGAUACAGUACCCAGUUGGUCACAGAGUUUUCAGGAUACACAGAGAAGGAGAUAAACUAUGGAAAAGGAUUAAUCACAGCUGAAUGUAGUUUUAAGAACAGAAUGCCAGUGCUUUUUGAUUAUACUGUUACAAGAUGUAUGGUAGCCCUCAGGAACAGAAUGGAGGCUUUUGGAGAAUAUCAGCACUUCUUUUGCGAUAGAGCAGUGCUUUUUGAAAGGGUAGUUUCACUUGGUAUAGUUUUCUUCACUUAUACAUUUAAUUUUUAUUGCUCACAAUAGUUUGCGGUAAGAGUAUUAGAAACACUCCUCUGUAAGCAUUAUCAACAAUUUAUCUCUUCCUGAUACAUGCUUUGAAGGAUAAUCACACUGGCUUUCUCACAAUCUCUUAAUAACUCAUUAAUGAUGAAUAAAAAAUAAAGGUUUUUAAGAAAUCUAUCAGUAAACAAUGCUAGGAGUUCAAUUUAAUAAGAUUUGAUAAUAGGUGUAAAAAGAAAAUUAAUUUUCUCAUUUAUAUAGUAUAAUCUAGCAUUUUAUAUUAAAUUGAAAAGCAGACAGUUUUAUUAAAUAAGUAAAAUGGACCUCAAAUGUUAAUAGAAGCUAUUUAGUCACUGCUUAGUAAAUGAGAAUAUUUUGAGAUGAAAUAUUUUUAAACAUUUUAACAAACUUACAUCAGUAGUGGAGACAGAGUCAGCUUUUGAAGAAAACAGAGAUACUUAUGAAAAACUACUAUAAAUCACAUUUUCAUUACAAAUCCUACGAACUGAAAUCAUGCCUUCAGUUUUGAUGGUGACCUUCUGCAAACUCUCACCCACCUCUCACUGACAACAUGGUGGAUUUGAAAGCAGGACAUCUCCUCACAGGAAGAUCUCAGAAACUACAGGGUUCAACAAUUCAGGACUGUUUUAUUUCCAAAGGUCAUUCCUAAAGAUUUUUUAAUUUACUGGGUUUCUUUACAGGCUCCAUAUGGAAGUAAAAUAGAAUGACCAUGUGGAAGUUCUCCUGGGAGAAAAUUUCUCUUCAGUCAGCACUUUUAUACUUAUUUCUUAAACUUAGCAUUGUUUAGGACAAUGUAUUUAAAUAUUUUUUACUAUUUAUCUUUUGAAAGUUUACUCAAUAUUUCUCAAUGAAAGUAUUAAAUGCCUAAUAGACAAAACAAACAAACCAAAGGUUUCUGUCUUAAAAGUGAUUCAUUCUGAGCUUGAAAUAAUCACUCUGUCAAGAGUUUGCAUCGUCAUUUCUAGCAGCAUCUAAACAUUCUUUUCCUGCUUGAGAAAUGAAAUCACUUGACUUACUGAGAAAAUUUAAAAAAAAAAAAAAAAGGCCACUACACACCUGUUCAACCAUUCCUUAAAGAGGGCAUUUUCACCUUCAAAAGAAAUGAAAAUCAGAUAAUCUAUGCUAAGAAAUGAAGGCAUUUUAGUAUUGUCUUCAAAACUGAUCUCAGCAUGGUCAUGAUCAUCAACAAAUAUGUCUUAUGUUCCCCAAGGACACCAGUAUAUUUUGGUCUCCAGCAGCAGUUUGUAUUUACUGCCUUUUGAAUGAAGUAUUAUACGAGUAUUACAUCAUCUUCAUCAACAGCUUCACUAAAAUAUGGAAGUGCCUAUGUGUGGCUUCUUUUCCUAGUCAUAUUUACAUUGAAAAUCAUAGCCCUUGCCUCCUAACAGCUUGCUUUACCCCAUCAAAUGCUUCUUUUUUUUUUUUUUUUUUUUAGUUUUUGGGGGCAGGUAAUUAGGUUUAUUCAUUUCAACCAAUGUACUGGGGAUUGAACUCAAGACCUUGUGCAUGCUAAGUGCACACUCUACCAGUGAGCUAUACCCUCCCCCCACCAAAUGCUUCAUGAAGCACAGAAUGAUUGUCAUGGGGUCAGAGGAUAAUUUUUUUAGAUGAACAUGGUAUACUCACACAGGACUAUGGAGCUGGACUUCCCCAAAUCAACUACAGCUCAUUUUUUCUAUGACAUACCUGGCUGCUUUUAUGUAACAACUGAGUCAGUUAUUAAUAUACUAAAAAUAAGUGAACUUUAGACUGUUGAUCUGGGGCUGCUCUGAUUUGACCUCAGUGACCAAGUAAUAGCAUUGUAACAGUUUCUCAAGCCAUCUUAAUUCUCAUAUUGGAACAUUUAGCAAACACGUGGUGAAUUCACCAUGUAGUGCCAAUCCUUCUAACCAACAACCUCUUCUCCACCCUUCUCUCCUUCCCUUGUCGAAUUGCCAAAACCAAAUUGCCACAUCUAAACCAUGACAAUAAUUUCUUAAAUCUCUAUGUUUCCUAACUAGAAACAAGGUUGGCAACUUAUUUUCUGAGACACCAUUGGGUUCACUUUCUUUCUUGCCAUUUUAUAUAAAAACUCUAGUAGGCACUACUCUGUAUCUUCCUUGUUAUCACUUCCUUUUCAAGACCACUUGACUUUUUUUUUACUAUUCUUAUCUUAAAAUAUAAAUCAAUUUUGUGUGUUUGGGUCUACUACUUUGGACCUGGCAUUUGUUUUAUUAGUACAGAAUAUUUCCUUUCGUCUCAAAUACAGUUUUCCUCUGUUCUUGCUACUACCUAAUUGUGCUGUGCUAGUUAUCACGCAAGAAGAUUGUACACAUUCUUUUCUUGCCCUUAGGAUAUGUUUUGUGAGUCAAACCCACAAGCAUAAACUCCAACCUGAAGAACAAAACUGCAAAAGAGAAAUUUUAAAUCAAUAUAAUUUGGAAGUAAGAUAUUUCCAGAUUUGUCAAAGAAAAUUGGAGUCCUUUUAUUUUUCUGUUUGGGCUUUAGGCACAUUAGAGGCGAAGGUUGCAACAUCAAAAUAAGGAGGGUCAAAUGUUUUUGAGGACAUUGUGGUCAUGUCCUCUAGGCUUCAUUGUGGUGCCCUUUCUUGCAGUUGGCAUUUUAUGACAUUUGACAGAUCUUGCAACAAUUCCUGACUAUUUCUUUUAUUAACUUAAAAUUGAGUAGAAGUGGAAUAAUUUAAGGAAACAAGAAUUCUAAAAUCUGAGGAGGAAUGGCACUUCCUUGGGUAUGCAGAGAUUGUUUUUAGAUUUAAGAGAAAUCUCUGUAUGCUCUUCCUGAAUUGUAAGAGUCUCACACUCUUUCUGGAUAAGCAAUGGUCAGUGUCUGUCGCCACAGUGUCCGGGUUAUAUGAAAUCAUCCUUUCAGUGGUGGCCGGCAUAACAAGCAUGCUGUUAAAAGUGAGUGAUCGUUUUGUCGAUUAUAGCCUCAGCAGUUUGUGUCAUUUGAAAGCAAAUAUCCUGAUAUUUUUAAAUAAGGUGGGCAGAGCAGGCAGGAAACCAGUAUUUAUCACUCUAGUGAUUAAACACUCUAGACUGGGUUUGUUGAUGUGUAUGUCAAUAAUCUGGAGUUUCUAGCUUAGUGUAAAAUCAAAAUGUCUUUUCUAUUAUGGUCUGAUAUCUGUUUCUGUAAUAAGAUCAGUUUGUUGUCCUCUGUGCACCAGUGGUUUUGCCCUUAAUUUUUUUGGCUAGCAUUCACCAAAAUCUGUCAUCCAGAGCUGCUGAGAAAAAUACAUGUUGCCAAACUUUUUUUCUUAAAAUUGUGCUGCCAGUGAUGUUUCCCCAGAUGUGAAAAAUAUUAUCUAACAAAGGAUCAAUUCCUAAUAACAAUACCAUUGUUGAACAUGUUGAUGGACUGUUUGCCUUCUUUCUGAGUCCUUUUUUAUUGUAUUUGAAAAUACUGAAUGGAAAAUUCAAUGGUGUGCUCCGAAUUAUUGUUGAUGUUGUUAAUGUCAUGAUUCUCCUUCAAAAAGUAUGAAAGAUCUCCUCUUGUCGUGUGUUUUCUACUGAAUUAGAUUUUCCUCUAGUCCUAGUAUGAAUAAAAGCUAUUUGAAAUAAAAGUGUUCUUAUUUUUCUACCUCCUUUGUGCCUACCAAAAGACUUUGAAUACUAGAUAUUUAGUCAAUAUUUGUUGAGUA
Messenger RNA from Camelus dromedarius (Arabian camel), 9877 nucleotides. It is a transcript of the gene HDAC9, whose product is annotated as histone deacetylase 9. Gene Ontology annotation, biological process: negative regulation of transcription by RNA polymerase II. NCBI's taxonomy places the organism in Eukaryota, Metazoa, Chordata, Mammalia, Artiodactyla, Camelidae. Gene Ontology annotation, molecular function: histone deacetylase activity. The transcript is spliced from 27 exons. The coding region runs from base 349 to 3624 and encodes 1091 amino acids. The record is from RefSeq and is a predicted model, not a curated record.